CUCUCCUCUUCUAUCAACUUUCAUAUACCCUCUUCACAUGGCUAAUCCAGCAUCAACUUCGUCACCUUUUUCCAUAACUUUACCCCAUACAUUACAAGAGGACGAUGUUGUUCUGGACCGCCUUUCCUCUGCCAGCCAGUCAAAGAUUUACCCAUCUAAAUGCUCGAGAACAGAAAUACCCUUGAGAAGAAUCUUACUGGUGACCAGACUGUGGAAUGAAGUUCGACAUUAUCAAACGAUUAGGUCAUCUUUUGCCUCACAGCAACGUUAUGAUAUGGACUUUGGUCAUGGAGAAUGGAAUCCACCACAACCACAGCAACAAGCACAGCAAUCCAAAUCUGCUGAAGUGCCAGUUGUGCUAGAUGAUGAAUUUGCUCUCUCCCUGUUACCAACAGACCUCGUGGAAGUUGAUAUGGGUCAUGUGGUUGACUGGGAUGAAGAAAUUGAAGAUGAAAGCUCGUCUUCAGAAGAAGAGGAAGCCAAUGCUCGUAAGCGUCGUGAUCACGAAGAAGACAAGGAUCGUCGAGCCUCCAAGAGGCGGAAGGACCAAAGUGUUCCCCCCUUUGAAGCCGACGACUCCACCCCAUCAUCGGCAGGCCCGAUUUUAUCUGAUAGCCUCUCUGUAGCUACCUCGCCAGUGAUUGCCCCCGCUUGAGGUAGUGCCUUAUACACAUCACUGGCUGCGCUGUAUUUGUAUACGAAGACGAUAUACCGCUAUUUCUUUUUAAAACCCAUCUCAAACUUAUACCUCUUCUAAGAGGAAACCGUCAGAAAAAAAAAACCACAUAUCGUAUCAGAACGACCGGCUUAUCCCG
Umbelopsis ramanniana AG is the source of this 815-nucleotide messenger RNA. RefSeq lists its product as uncharacterized. The record is from RefSeq and is a predicted model, not a curated record. The coding region runs from base 38 to 655 and encodes 205 amino acids. The transcript is spliced from 2 exons. Lineage: Eukaryota; Fungi; Mucoromycota; Umbelopsidomycetes; Umbelopsidales; Umbelopsidaceae.